AUGUCGAGAGGACAGAUGGGAUCUCUGAAAGCUGGAACCAAAAGGGAGACGACCAUUUUGAAGAGGUUCGUGAAGAGGAGUCAUCCGAGCCAGGCGGCCAAAGCUGUCGUGUCUGCACCACGGUUGACUCUUAGACGUCUAACGGGUUCUUUCGUAGCCUCAAGAAUGACGGAUGAACAGAAAGCAGAGAAUACAAUUGGGUUUUGGCAAGCGGCUUCUUCAAGCACAAUUUCUGCAAGACAACUUGCAUUUUAUGCUCGAAGGGAACUCGCAGCCGGCCAAAUAUGUAGCCAACUAAGAAGGACAGCAGAUGCGCUAGCAGAGAAUAUGGGGGACCAUUUUUUGGCAAAAUGGAGGUCGCAGACCAGCAAUGUACAAUUGCCUACCCACAGAGAAGCAAUAAUGCCAAAGGAGGAGACGGACAUUUGCUCUGCCCACUUUACCUUUUGCUCUGGACCGUCCGAAGAGGAGGGAAUAAUGGCUCCGUUCGAGCGAACCCCACAACUGGCUCGCCGGUCUGGUCGCUUGCCAGUUGCUGUUUCAGGUUCAACCGAAUACAUGCGAGUCUGUGUAUGUGGAAGGACCAACUGUUCGCAUCAGGCGAUUUCUUGUGUCCACCAGACCACUUCCUCAAAAGGCAAGUGUGAAGUCGACCGGCCGCGACAGACUGUCGCUUGGGCGGAAGGGAGUCUGCUUGUUCGGUUGGCGAGAGCCCCAUUCUGCCUGGCCGAAUGUGCAUUGUUGAGGGGCUGGGGGGAAUAG
Protopolystoma xenopodis is the source of this 762-nucleotide messenger RNA. The record is from the annotation of a GenBank genome assembly. NCBI's taxonomy places the organism in Eukaryota, Metazoa, Platyhelminthes, Monogenea, Polystomatidea, Polystomatidae.